GAACAGAAGAUGGCCCAGAUUUCGACAAUGGGGUGCGACAAGAUCCCACUCAUAGGUAGAACGACGUGGACAUCAAUGCUCUACACGUAAUUUAAAUUGUGUUACAUAUUUGACAGGUUUCAUUUGCCUUGUGAGUGACAGUAGUUCUUCUAUAUUAAACGGCAAAGAUAUUUUGGAUUUUGUUAAGGAUACAACUUAAUAUUAUUUUAUAAUGGAAACCGAGAGGCGAUCAGAUUUAUAUGAAGAAUGGAAAAAACGGGCUUUUCUGGGCCCACUUCCUCAGGGAUUUCUCAGAGUAGAGGAACAUAGUAUACAAGAACAACAAGAAGCUGCUGAUGAACAAGCUGCGCUUGCACUUCAUCAGUUGCAACUGCAAAAUAUGCCUGUGAUGCAUGAACCCCAUGUUGGUAGACUUAGCAUAACAAUCGUUCAGGCUAGACUAGUAAAAAACUAUGGAAUGAUCAGGAUGGAUCCUUAUGUGAGAUUGAGAGUAGGUCAUGCAGUUUACGAGACACACACGUGUUCCAAUGGAGCAAAGAAUCCACAUUGGAACAAAGUUAUUCGAUGCUAUCUGCCACCUGGAGUUACACAAAUAUAUGUAGAAAUAUAUGACGAAUGUUCUUUUGUAAUGGACGAGUUAAUAGCAUGGGGUCACAUAGAUAUUCCACCGCAAGUCCUCCAAAAGGGUGAGACUUACGAGAGUUGGUACAGGCUUAGUGGAAAGCAGGGAGACAAUCAGGAAGGAAUGAUAAAUCUAGUUUUUAGUUAUAUGACCAAAGGUCAUCCAUAUAUGAACGUACCAGCAAAUAUAAAGGCUCCUUCUUCAACAAUGUUCGAUAUGAGACAGUAUACACCAGUACAUGUUUAUACAACACCACCUGUAACCGCUGUAUUACCUGAUGCACCCAGUUCUAUGCCAAAUGCUGAGGUUGAGUUAAAACAGAUCAUGGAAAUGUUCCCGAAUGUGGAUAAAGAAGUAAUUAAAUCUGUUUACGAUGUGAAUCAGGGGAAAAAGGAUGUAACUAUAAAUUCAUUGCUCCAGAUGUGUGAAUAAGAAGUUUCUUUUUAUGUAAAUUAUUUUAUUUAAUUCCAAAGGCCAUAUUUGUAUUUUCUGCUAUGCUGUAUUCCUUUCAGAAUGUAAUAUAUGUGCGACCUAUUGCCAUGCAUUUUAUGGUUUUUAACGUCUAGGAAGUUUCGUAAGGAGAUUCAUAAGACUUUAUUGGGCAGGGAAAUAUAUUUUCUAUGAAAGUA
Molecule: messenger RNA, 1251 nt
Organism: Megalopta genalis
Lineage: Eukaryota; Metazoa; Arthropoda; Insecta; Hymenoptera; Halictidae
Product: toll-interacting protein
Biological process (GO): ubiquitin-dependent protein catabolic process
Cellular component (GO): cytoplasm
Molecular function (GO): ubiquitin conjugating enzyme binding; ubiquitin binding
Source: RefSeq, a predicted model, not a curated record